CAGCACUCCCCAGUUGUACUAAAAAUGAACCAGACGAUAAAGACCAAAUUGAGAACUUUGAUAUGAGCUUAGUGCAAUUUGUGCCGGCCUGUAGUUUAAGUUGAAGAUGCAGUUACUUAAGAAACUAAUUAUAUCGGCCCUAGCGAUCAUAUGCAUCAUACCUACUGUGUGCUUUGCCUGUGAACCACCCGCUUCAUCCCACUCGAACAAAGCAAGAUAUGAUUACUUCCGUAUUUACCGAUUGUUCCUGGAAACGGAAGUGCAAGUGAAUCUGAUGCAACAGAUGGAAAAUCGAAGCGACAGUUAUACCUUUAUGGGUCAUGCUCGCCAUGCAAACCAGAAUUUAACCAUAAUGGUUGCUCCCCAGAAAAUUGCGGAAAUCACAGACCUGUUGGAACGAUAUAGUAUUCAAGGAUCAGUGCUGUUGUAUAACAUUCAGGAUAUCAUCGAGAAAGAGCUACCCACCAUCAAGCCCAAGGGAACGGAUCCGAGCCAGUUUGACUGGAAACACUACUUCCAAUUGGACACUAUCCACAAAUGGCUUGACCUUCAAGCCUCCAAAUAUCCUUUCUUGACGGUCAUUCCCUUACAAGCGAGUUAUCAGCGGAACUUGAUCAAAGGAGUCAAAUUAUCUAAGAAAGCUGGCAAUAGCGCAGUUUUCGUUGAGUGUGGAAUUCACGCUCGCGAAUGGAUUUCGCCCGCCGUUUGCACCUACAUAUUGAACCAGUUACUCGUUUCUGAGGCCCCUGAAGUGCGUGACCUGGCGGAUAACUUCGAUUGGUUCUUCUUCCCGGUGGUUAACCCCGAUGGAUAUAAGUACACCUUCGAAUCGGAUCGCCUCUGGCGCAAAAAUCGUAAACCAUAUGGUCUCUGCCGGGGUGUCGAUUUGAAUCGCAACUUCGAAAGCGAUUGGAACGGGAUCGGUGCCAGCUCGGAUCCGUGUGCGUAUGACUUUGCAGGAGCUUCGGCAGCAAGCGAACCGGAAACGCAGGUGCUCCAACAGUUCCUGAAGGAGAAUGCGAAAUCGAGUCGGAUUAAGACCUACUUCUCGAUGCAUUCCUUCUCCCAGCUGAUAAUGUUUCCCUAUGGUUAUACGAAGGAUAGGGUGCCGAACUACGAGGAUUUGAAGCAGAUUGGCGAACUAGGUUCCCAAGCCAUAAGGAAUACCCACGGGAAGGAAUAUGUGUCGGGUGCUAUGAUUGAAACUAUAUAUCCAUCGUCUGGGGACAGUGUAGACUGGGCCUACAGUGAGUGUGACGUUCCGAUUGCUUUCACGUUUGAGUUGAGAGGACCUCCGGACAGUACGAAUAUGUUCAUUCUUCCUGCCGAAGAGAUUAUACCCACAGGGGAGGAAACGUUGGCGGCUUAUGUUGCUAUGUUGCAGUCAGCUAGGAACUUAGGAUACUAUUCCACAAUCGAACAGAAAGGUGAAUUGUAGUUCGAAAAUGAAAGUAAAAUAAAUGAUUUAGUUUUUUUGAGAAUUUAUAUGUUCUAAUAUAGAA
Toxorhynchites rutilus septentrionalis is the source of this 1502-nucleotide messenger RNA. RefSeq names its product zinc carboxypeptidase-like. Gene Ontology annotation, biological process: proteolysis. NCBI's taxonomy places the organism in Eukaryota, Metazoa, Arthropoda, Insecta, Diptera, Culicidae. Gene Ontology annotation, molecular function: zinc ion binding; metallocarboxypeptidase activity. The record is from RefSeq and is a predicted model, not a curated record. Bases 107 to 1438 code for a protein of 443 amino acids. The transcript is spliced from 2 exons.